AUGCGUUCCCGCUCUCCAUCCCCCUCCGCUCAUUUGACCGCGGAGCCUUCACUGUCUGAAGAUCGGGCUGCGCUUGGAUUGUCCCCGAUGUCCUAUGUCCAAGCCGUUGUGUCCCGUGAGCGUGGAAUGUCCGACAACUCAGCUUUCCAGAACAGCGGAUCCCCGCGCCAGAUAGAUAGCCAACCCUCCGGAGCACCGUCAUUAGGUACGCAAGACCUCUCUCAGCGGAAUGGACUCACAUCGUCUCCUCUGCUGCGCGGAGCCCAUACCCACCGCUGGGACUCAAGGUCAAACAGGGCAAAUGGCUCUCAGGGAAGUGGCCCAAGGAGCAGUCCCAGUAAUAAAAGCCGCCCAGGAGCUUCUGAACGCAUCAGGCGGCUCCAAACCCUCGUCGUCCUCUGCCACACCAUCUCCAUGCCCAUCUUCCUAACCGCCUUCUUCUUCUCCUGCGCCAUCCCGCUCUUCUGGCCUCUCCUCCUCCCCUACCUGGUCUAUAUUUCUCUGUUCUCCGAUACCGCAACCUCUGGCACUCUGAGCCGCCGUAGCUCCUUUCUCCGCUCACUCCGCAUCUGGAAUUACUUUGCGUCCUACUUCCCCGCGCGUCUCCACCGCUCUGUUCCCCUUCCCGCUACCCGCAAAUACAUUUUCGGCUACCACCCCCACGGCAUCAUCUCGCACGGCGCUUUCGCCGCUUUCGGGACCGAAGCGCUGGGCUUCUCCACCCUCUUUCCAGGAAUCACCAACACCCUCCUCACCCUUGAUUCCAACUUCCGCCUCCCCUUCUACCGUGACUACGCCCUCGCCAUGGGCCUGGGCAGCGUCUCGCGUGAGUCCUGCGAAAACCUCCUCUCAAAAGGUGGCCUCGACAAUGCUGGCAUGGGACGCGCUAUCACCAUCGUCGUCGGAGGGGCUAGCGAGUCGCUCGACGCACAACCCCAUGCCAUCCGCCUCGUCCUCAAACGCCGCAAGGGAUUCAUCAAGCUCGCCAUCCGCACGGGGGCAGAUCUCGUCCCCGUGCUCGCCUUCGGCGAAAACGAACUCUACGAACAGGUCUCCUCCGAUCAACACCCACUCAUCCGUAGGGUUCAGCUUCUCAUUAAACGAACGAUGGGCUUCACCGUGCCCCUGUUUCAUGCCCGUGGCGUCUUCAAUUAUGAUGUUGGCCUGAUGCCCUAUCGUCGUCCAUUGAAUAUUGUCGUGGGUAGACCGAUCCAGGUUGUGCAACAGCAUGAUCGGGCGAAGAUUGAGGAGACGUAUGUUGAUGAGCUGCAUGCAAGGUAUGUGCGUGAACUCCAGCGAUUGUGGGAGGAGUAUCGUGGUUUAUUUGCUACAGAGAGGACGUCGGAGUUGGAAAUUGUUUCGUAG
Messenger RNA from Histoplasma mississippiense, 1365 nucleotides. RefSeq lists its product as hypothetical. The record is from RefSeq and is a predicted model, not a curated record. Gene Ontology annotation, cellular component: endoplasmic reticulum membrane. The transcript has 2 exons. Gene Ontology annotation, molecular function: diacylglycerol O-acyltransferase activity. Gene Ontology annotation, biological process: triglyceride biosynthetic process. Lineage: Eukaryota; Fungi; Ascomycota; Eurotiomycetes; Onygenales; Ajellomycetaceae. Bases 1 to 1365 code for a protein of 454 amino acids.